UUGUGACUGAAAGUUGAUUUAGUAAACAGUGUGUUUCUAACCUCAAUGCGAUUCAGAAAUGGCAAACCGAACCGUGAAGGACGCGAAAUCUAUUCGUGGAACAAAUCCUCAAUAUUUAGUAGAAAAAAUAAUCAGAUCCCGAGUAUACGAUUCUAAAUAUUGGAAGGAAGAAUGUUUUGCUUUAACUGCAGAGCUUUUAGUCGACAAAGCCAUGGAAUUGAGGUUCAUUGGUGGCGUAUACGGUGGAAAUGUGAAACCAACACCAUUCCUUUGCCUGAUACUCAAAAUGCUUCAAAUACAACCUGAGAAGGAUAUUAUAGUAGAAUUUAUAAAAAAUGAGGAAUUUAAAUACGUUCGCGCAUUGGGAGCAUUGUACAUGAGAUUAACAGGAUCAUCUCUAGACUGUUAUAAAUACUUGGAACCAUUAUUUAAUGACAAUAGAAAACUGAGAAAGCAAAAUAAACAAGGUCAAUUUGAGUUGAUUCACAUGGAUGAAUUUAUAGACGAACUAUUACGAGAAGAACGAUCGUGCGAUGUUAUUCUACCGAGGAUUCAAAAAAGGCAUGUUCUUGAAGAAAAUAACGAAUUAGAGGCAAAGAUAUCAGCAUUGGAGGACGAUAUGGACGAAGGUAUAGAAACUUCAGAAGACGAAGAUGUACCUCCUGUGAAGGAAGACACUCGUAAAAGAACGGAUGAUCACGAGAGAGAUAGGGAUCGUCACAGAGACAGAGACAAAAGACAUUCUCGUUCCGAUAAAAAAUCGGAUAGGGAAAAACAGAGAUCGAGAAGUAGGGACAGGGAUAGAGACAGACGCGAACGUAAACGGAGCAAGUCGCCGAAAAGCCAUUCUUCGUCGCAUAAGGAAAAGGAUAGAGAUAAGGAUCGUCAUAGAAGAGACGAUAGAGAUAGAGAUAGAGAUAGGGAUCGAGAUCGAAGACGGGAGCGUGACAGAACUAGACAUUGA
Molecule: messenger RNA, 964 nt
Organism: Hylaeus anthracinus
Lineage: Eukaryota; Metazoa; Arthropoda; Insecta; Hymenoptera; Colletidae
Gene: Prp38
Product: pre-mRNA-splicing factor 38
Exons: 3
Coding region: 59-964 (301 amino acids)
Cellular component (GO): precatalytic spliceosome
Source: RefSeq, a predicted model, not a curated record